Lucilia sericata (common green bottle fly) is the source of this 1279-nucleotide messenger RNA. RefSeq lists its product as uncharacterized. The record is from RefSeq and is a predicted model, not a curated record. The coding region runs from base 164 to 1243 and encodes 359 amino acids. The transcript is spliced from 2 exons. Lineage: Eukaryota; Metazoa; Arthropoda; Insecta; Diptera; Calliphoridae.
UAUAUAUACAUUUGUAUCAUGUAAAAAACUGUCAAUAUCGAUUUGCUUUCAAAGAUAAAUUAAAAAUUUCAAGUUCGUUUCGUUCGUCCAAAACUAAAUUUUUUAAUAAAUAUCCAUUUAAUUUAGAGAAUUUGCCGCUUUUAAUAAAUUAAACCUAAAAGUCAUGUCUAAUAUCUGUCAAGAUUGUAAUCGUUUGCAAAUCAAUCCUGUGGGCUCAGCACCAGAACGCCCUCUAUUUCAACAACCCACAAAAUACGAUCACUAUAAAAAUUUUCAAAAAUUCAAACAAUCCAAAGAAGAAGAACAGUUCAUUAAUCAACGCAAAGAAGAACUUUUAAAAUUUAAUCCAAACUUUACGGACUUUCAUCUAAAUCGUAUGCUAACGAAAGAAGAAUUUGAACAGUUUAGCACCCAAGAUAUAGCGAAAUUUCGCCAACAAUUACGUUUGGGUAGUUGUGAUCAUAAUUUGAAUUCAUUUGGUUGUAUAGCAGCCAGAAGGGAAGAGCAAAAUCCUAAAAAUGUUGGGGAGGAUGACGAAAAUGAUGGUAAAUCUUUGCUAAAACGUAAAUCUCUUCUCUCAUUAACACGUACCCCGGUCCAAUGCCCCAUUAGUAUUUGUAAUCGUACGCUUGGUGUUACUUUUGUGUUGUCGCAUUUUCUACGUGAUCAUAGUGAAGAUUUUGGUGUACCUUGUCAAGAGAUUUAUGCCGGAAAACCUUCGGUUUUAAUAUUCGAUCCGACGAAUUCGGAUUUUCAUGAAAAUGUUUGUUUGGGUAUUUUGGCCUAUGGCGGCUAUGCGAAUGACAGUUCUUCGCGACCCACGGAAAGAGGUCUCUGUAUAAAUAAUGCCUUUUUACCCAAACCCUACGAACAUUUAACUUCCCAUCUACCCAUUCUCAUAAUGGCCUGUCGCACCUCUUGGUCAACGCUGUUGGGUAAUAAAGAAAAACUUAAAGGCAAUAUUCACAAUCCGAAUUCUUUAAAACAAGAACUUUUAGUACUUUGGUUGGCUAGUGUACAGACGGUAAAACCUAUAUAUUGUACGGUUACAGUGUACGAUAAGGAAAUGGAGUCAUCACUCAGUUCGAUAAUGCAAAUACGAGAUUUAAAUGAUGACCAAAAUCCGGCAGAAUUUAUGAGAAAGGAAAAAAAUUUUAUGCGUUUAUCUCAUGGAAAAAUAACUACACUCUCACAUAGUCUUAUAGAGUGUAUUCACAUGGAAAUACUGAUUAAUGAAUUUUAAUAAAGAAAUUGUCAAUUUGAAAUAAAUAUUUUGAAA